Colletotrichum higginsianum IMI 349063 is the source of this 1152-nucleotide messenger RNA. RefSeq names its product Nuclear protein Ataxin-7. Gene Ontology annotation, cellular component: SAGA complex. The transcript is spliced from 3 exons. The record is from RefSeq and is a predicted model, not a curated record. Gene Ontology annotation, biological process: RITS complex assembly; regulation of transcription by RNA polymerase II; regulatory ncRNA-mediated heterochromatin formation. The coding region runs from base 1 to 1152 and encodes 383 amino acids. Lineage: Eukaryota; Fungi; Ascomycota; Sordariomycetes; Glomerellales; Glomerellaceae.
AUGACCUUUGGUGGACCGACUGACCGUCGUGGCGUCACACCAGAAGACAAGAAGCCCAAAAAGGACGAUUCCCCAACGAUUUCUGUUGCUUCUCCAGGGCCGGUCGUCAACCCCCUCGAUGACAGCGCACGCGAAGCUUUCGCGACCGGUCGACCCCUCGAAGACACACCCGAUUUGCAACAAUGCAAGCACUGCAAGAAGAGUAUCCUCAAGACAGCUGCCAAGGCCCACAUCGCACAAUGCCUUAAAUUGAAGAAGGAGAAGGCUCAGCGCAAGAAAGAGGCGAGAGAAGCCCGUGAGCGAGCCAAAGAAGCUGCGCGCGAAGAAGAAGCCAGGAAAGCAGACGAGGAUGCGGAUGGGAAGGGAGAGGACGAUAGCGAUGGUGAAGAGGACGGAGCGGAAAAGAAGGCUACCGGUAGCAAGACAACAAAGAAGGCCGCGGGUAAGAAAACCGAUGGAGAUACCAGCAAAGGAAAGAAGCGCAAGGCGGAUGGUGAUGCCGAAAAAGGACCCAAGCAAAAGAAAAAGAAGGAGGAGCCUAAGCCAAAGGCUCCUAAACCGAAGGGUCCUGUGGAUGUCGAACGGCAGUGUGGUGUCCUGUUACCCAAUGGGCAGCCAUGUGCAAGGUCACUCACUUGCAAGAGUCAUAGCAUGGGAGCAAAACGUGCCGUCGCAGGAAGAUCUCUGCCUUAUGACAUGCUUCUUGCGGCAUACCAGAAGAAGAACCAGGCCAAACAGCAAAAGGCCGCACUCGACGCCAACGCCCCGUUGGAAGACGAAGACGAGGCCAACGCCGGGCCAGUGGACUCGGACGAGGAGACGGCUGCUGUUAUGAGUGCUCUGGCGCAUUGGAACCCACAACCCGUAGUACCGCAGCCACUCCUUAACCCAAUCAAGAGACAGUAUCAGCUGGCGCGCCUUCAUGAGCAGCUGCAGAUGGCGACAAACGGCGGCCGAACAAAUAUUUUCAAAGUCAACGGUUUUGGCGUGCAGAAGCUGCCGUAUGGUCACCCAGGCCUCAUGGACACGGAAGACGCACCUGGCGAGCUCGACACGGCGGAUCUGAACUUUGGAGGUGCUCGCCGAUCUUCGAGCUUCAGCAUGCAAAGCCAACCACCGCAGCGACGGCCAUCGGUGACGAGCAGAGCAUAA